Messenger RNA from Physella acuta, 1762 nucleotides. RefSeq names its product PSME3-interacting protein. Lineage: Eukaryota; Metazoa; Mollusca; Gastropoda; Physidae. Gene Ontology annotation, cellular component: nucleus. The record is from RefSeq and is a predicted model, not a curated record.
UGAACUGUGUUUUGGAACAUUAAAAACUAUAAACACCAGUCUAUGCUUAUAAAUAAAUGGACAUACGAAUUUUAAAGCUACCUGUAUUUUAAUUAAAAAUGAGUGGCCAAUUCAAAGCUUUUGUGACUGAAAAAGAAGUUCAAGAGCAAAGGGACCGCCGUCAAGCUGAGUGGGAAAGAGUUAGAAAACCAGAAGAUCCUAUAGAAUGUCCAGAGGAGGAGACCAGGUCACUUUUUGACCAGUUACAAGCUAACAAAGAACUGAAGGAUAGAGAGCUUGAAGAUGAGACUAAAUUACGAAGUAGUGUAAAAGGUCUUGAUGAUGACGAGGUUCAGUUCCUAAACUUCGUGUCAAACAGGCAGGUGCAGAUAGAAAAGGAUCGGAACAUGGAAGAGAAGUCUGUCAUUGAAGAAAUGAAAAAUGCAAAUGUAGUAAAGGUAAAUGAGAAAAAAGAAAGAUCUCCAGACAGCAACAAAUCAUCAAGUUCCAUCACAAAGUCAAAUUCACAAAAGCUAUUAUUGCAGGGUGCAAUUAAAAGGAAAAGUACAACAGAAGCGAACUCUGACACAGAUGAUAAAAAGCAAAAAGCGAAUGGUGACAGUGAUGAUCCACCAGACAGCAAGCUGAUGGCAGGGAUCCCCAAAAACAGUGGCAUAAUGGUUGUAGCCGGCAUCCUGCCAGGGAUAGCUGACUACGGGGAGGAGGACAGCAGCACGGAGAAUGAAAGUAACUCAAGCGACUCUGAGGCUGACCACAUGAUCCUACCCAGUGCUCCCACACAAAGGAUACUGCAGGAAAUGGUACAAAGGCUAAAGGAAGAGGGCUGUGGGUAAUGUUAGUGCUUUAGAAGGAUGGGGCGGGAGGGUCGUUUUGAUUGAUAUAGGUUGCUAUUAGUGGUACCAAGGCAUAAGAACUAACAGCUUAAGAAUGAUGUUGUUUAACUAUAUUUCUAUAGUGUUAUAAAUUCUUGAAUAAAGCUUUCAGUUAUUAAAUUUUCUGGAAUUAGUCAAGGAGAAUUUAGUAUAACUAAAUUAAAAAAAUGUUUACCAUAGUUAUUAAAGUAAUCUUUAAUUUGGAAUGUGUAAUGUUUUUGUUGGGGCAGAGUUAGUUAUUGAAUCGUAUUCAAUAAGCUGAUCUGUUUAAACACAUUUAGAAAAAAACUGUUGUAUCAUAGAAGUAAAAAAUAAUAACCUCUAAUAAAAACAACAAAACAGAGAUUAAAGUUGUCAUUUAUUAUCUUGUGAUAUUUACACCAUUAAGAUGUGCAUAAACACAAAGGACAGAGCACAUAAAGUAAAUCUAGUCCAUUGCUAACAGCAAAAUUAUAAUAGCAGUCCAAAACACAAUGUGUUUAAAGAAAUUCUUGUGUGUGCAAAAAUUGUAUUAGCAACAGAUUUUAAUAAAUUUUUUCCAGCAAAGAUGUAAGAAAAUAUUUUUCAAAGAACACAAUUUAGAACGGAUAGGUAUUACAAAUAAAUCUUAAUAGACAGAAAUAUAUUUAGGGAAUUCCAAUCGCAAAAUAUAAAAAAAAACAUUGGAUUUUGAGUUGAACAUUAUUACUGAGAAGAAGUACAGAAAUGGAUUUACUGAAAAGAUUUUUUAAAAAGUAAUAUUGUCAACAACAUGUAUAGAGUAUGCUGGUCAAGGCUGCGAAAAAACUUCAGUUAAUCAAAGGCUCUAUUGUACUCACCGGGAGAUGGGCCAGGCUCCAAAAUUUUUAUGCACAAAUUUUUUUCACGAAUCUUAACUAGAAUAGUAGUAU